Nothoprocta perdicaria is the source of this 3447-nucleotide messenger RNA. RefSeq names its product C-type lectin domain containing 16A (gene CLEC16A). Gene Ontology annotation, biological process: regulation of autophagosome maturation; endosome to lysosome transport; endosomal transport. The record is from RefSeq and is a predicted model, not a curated record. Lineage: Eukaryota; Metazoa; Chordata; Aves; Tinamiformes; Tinamidae. The coding region runs from base 1 to 3117 and encodes 1038 amino acids. The transcript has 24 exons. Gene Ontology annotation, cellular component: endolysosome membrane; late endosome.
AUGUUCGGGCGCUCCCGCAGCUGGGUGGGCGGCGGGCACGGCAAGGCCGCGCGCAGCAUCCACUCCUUGGAUCACCUCAAGUAUAUGUAUCAUGUUUUGACCAAAAAUACAACAGUAACAGAUCACAACCGCAAUCUCCUGGUGGAGACUAUUCGUUCUAUUACAGAGAUCCUUAUAUGGGGGGAUCAGAAUGAUGGGUCUGUUUUUGACUUUUUCCUGGAGAAGAAUAUGUUUGUGUUCUUCUUGAACAUCCUGCGUCAGAAGUCUGGUCGUUACGUGUGUGUACAGUUGCUGCAGACCUUGAACAUCCUUUUUGAAAACAUCAGUCAUGAAACAUCACUGUACUAUCUGCUUUCUAAUAACUAUGUGAAUUCUAUUAUUGUCCACAAAUUUGACUUUUCUGAUGAGGAGAUCAUGGCAUAUUAUAUAUCAUUUUUGAAAACGCUUUCUCUGAAACUCAACAAUCACACUGUACACUUCUUUUAUAAUGAGCACACAAAUGACUUUGCUUUGUAUACAGAAGCUAUAAAAUUUUUUAACCACCCAGAAAGCAUGGUGAGAAUUGCUGUUAGGACUAUAACCUUAAAUGUCUACAAAGUGUCAUUGGACAACCAGCCAAUGCUGCAUUACAUUAGAGAUAAAACUGCUGUCCCCUAUUUCUCCAACCUUGUUUGGUUUAUUGGAAGCCAUGUGAUAGAACUGGAUAACUGUGUGCAGACCGAUGAAGAGCACAGAAAUAGAGGCAAACUGAGUGACCUAGUAGCCGAACACCUCGAUCAUUUGCAUUACCUUAAUGAUAUCCUGAUUAUUAACUGUGAAUUCUUAAAUGAUGUGCUGACAGAUCACCUACUUAAUAGGCUCUUUCUUCCCCUCUAUGUGUAUUCAUUGGUAAAUCAAGAUAAGGGUGGGGAGCGUCCAAAAAUAAGUCUCCAAGUUUCUCUCUAUCUUCUUUCUCAAGUUUUUCUAAUUAUACAUUAUGCACCUUUGGUGAACUCGUUGGCUGAGGUUAUUCUUAAUGGUGACCUGUCAGUAUUUUCUUCGAAAGUUGAGCAAGAUAUUCAGAAGAACUCAGCUAAGUCCAGCAUCAGAUGUUUCAUAAAACCAACUGAAACUCUGGAGAGGUCUCUAGAAAUUAAUAAACAGAAAGGGAAGAAGAGGUUGCUGAAGAGACCCAACUAUAAAAAUGUUGGCGAGGAAGAUGAAGAGGAGAGAGGGUCUGARGAUUCUCAAGAUGACCUGGAUAAAGCUAAAGGUACAGAAGGGAGUUCGAAGGGCGUCAGAACAAGCACUGAAAAUGAAGAAAUAGAGAUGGUAAUCAUGGAGAGGUGUAAACUGUCAGAAUUGUCCAUCUCUGCGGUGACRGAGCAGAAUACAACGGAUGAAGAAAAGAGUGCGGCGGCCUCCGGGAGCGACGUAACCAAUUGGAAUAGGCCCUUUCUGGACAUGGUCUAUAACGCGCUGGACUGCGCUGAGGACGACUACUACGCACUCUUUGUGCUCUGCCUUCUCUAUGCCAUGUCGCACAAUAAAGGAAUUGAUCCAGUCAAACUCGACAGAAUUCAACUUCCAGCUCAAAAUGCCGAAGAGAGAAAUUCGUAUAAUCAUGUACUUGCAGAGGGGCUCAUCAGGAUAAUGAAUUAUGCUGCACAAGCGGAUGGGAAAAUACGUUUGGCGACGUUAGAACUUGGUUGUCUAUUGCUUAAGCAACUUGUAUUUUCUAAAAAUGGCAGUAUCAUAAAAGAUGUUCAUCUUGCUUGCCUUGAGGGUGCGAGGGAAGAAAGCGUUCAUCUCCUGCGCCGUUUUUACAAGGGGGAAGAAAUUUUUCUGGAUAUGUUUGAAGAUGAAUACCGAAGUAUGACAAUGAAACCCAUGAAUGUCGAGUACUUGAUGAUGGAUGCUUCCAUUCUGCUGCCUCCAACGGGGACACCACUCACUGGUAUUGAUUUUCUGAAAAGAUUGCCCUGUGGAGAUGUGGAAAGGACACGAAGAGCAAUCAGAGUUUUCUUCAUGCUCCGUUCACUGUCGCUGCACCUGCGAAGUGAGCCAGAAACUCAGUUACCCCUGACAAGGGAGGAGGAUCUAAUAAAGACAGAUGAUGUGCUUGACUUGAAUAACAGUGAUCUCAUUGCCUGUACGGUGAUAACAAAAGAUGGGGGRCAAGUUCAAAGGUUCCUGGCUGUGGACAUUUACCAGAUGAGCUUGGUGGAGCCAGAUGUUGCCCGACUUGGCUGGGGAGUCGUGAAGUUUGCGGGUCUUUUGCAGGAUAUGCAGGUAACAGGAAUAGAAGAUGACAGUAGGGCUCUGAACAUCAUAAUUCAUAAACCUGCUUCUAGUCCUCAUUCUAAGCCCUUCCCUAUCCUUCAAGCUACGUUUAUUUUUUCGGAUCACAUUCGCUGUAUUAUAGCAAAGCAGCGUCUUGCUAAAGGUCGGAUCCAGGCUCGGCGUAUGAAAAUGCAGAGAAUAGCAGCUCUCCUGGAUCUUCCUGUCCAGCCUUCAACUGAGGUUCUGGGUUUUGGACACAGCUCUGCAGCUAUGUCACAACACCUUCCAUUCAGAUUUUAUGAUCAGUCCCGGCGUGGUAGCAGUGAUCCUGCAGUGCAGCGGUCUGUUUUUGCCUCCGUGGACAAAGUUCCAGGCUUUGCUGUAGCCCAGUGUAUAAAUCAGCACGGUGCAUCACCACUCUCAUCUCCAUCUCCUUCAAGUGGGAGUACGGGGCGCUGCGAUUCGGUGACUGCGAGCUCAACCUCCACUCCCUCUGCUGCACAGAGCCCAGCAGAUGACCCUUCAGCUCCAGACCAGCCUCAGAUGACCGUUUCUGGUCAGACGACGUCRAUUGACGAACCUCUCUCAGCUGUCACAAAGUCUAGCAAGAAUCCCGUAAAAAACAGUGACGUAGAAACAGCAAACCUCUCCCCUAGCCUGAUUCCUGCCCAGCAGCCCACGAUAUCCUUGAUAUCGGAUGACAACACGGACGCGCUGAGCGUGGAGUCGCUCACGCUGGUGCCGCCCGUUGAUUCCCACAGCAUCCGUGCGUUCGGCUGCGUUCCUCAGGCCUCCUUGCAGUCCCCAGGGGAAGGCUGCGCGGURAAGGAAGGGGUGGAAGAAUGUUCUGACUGAAGGCAACCUGCAGACCGUGGUGAGCGGUGGAGCAGAUGCCACCUCUUUCCUUGUCCUGUUCAGGGACAAGUGCAGAUGCUUCUGGAACCAUUAGAGACCCACUCGCAGGAAGAGACCCACUGAUCAAAGAGAAUAUUGGCAGCUUUUGAAAUAAUCAGAUGUUCGGCAUAUUUAAACCAGGGAUGAGGGGGACUGUUUUGAAUCUGGGCUGGAUGUUUCCACGCCCAUUUGUGCUGUACAAGAACAUGAAAGUAUUUCAGAGCACCUACUGCCUGCAAGUACAGUUGCAGCUGCAGAAACUAGCUUGGUUAUUAAAGCUCUACAGUAUUA